UACAACAAUUAUCUAACAUUUUUAGACUUGUGAGACAGGCACACGGUGGGAACAGCGCAGACCCUCCUGCGAACAGGCACAGAGUUCCUCGCUCUGCAGCCUGGACCUUGCUUUGAAACGGGCCACAUUAGAAGCUGGACCCUGCGGACCAGAGAGGAACUAUGAGCCUUUACGGCAGCCGCGUGCAGCAGCUGGGCGAAAGCCCGCCGACACUGAGUCUGUCCAAUUCAUCCCUGAUAUACCUGUAUGGAAAUGACAGCAGGGGCAUUCUGCCCGCACUGGGAUUCGCCCCGGGUCGACAGGAACCUCCACAGAAGCCGCCCUAUAGCUACAUCGCACUCAUCGCAAUGGCCAUCAAGAGCGCGCCGGAACAGCGCGCGACCCUCAGCGGCAUCUAUCAGUUCAUAAUGGAGCGAUUCCCGUUCUACCACGACAACAAGCAGGGCUGGCAGAACUCUAUACGCCACAACCUCUCCCUCAACGACUGCUUCAUUAAGGUUCCCAGGGAGAAAGGCAGGCCCGGGAAAGGUAGCUACUGGACCCUGGAUACCAAAUGCCUGGACAUGUUCGAGAACGGCAACUAUAGGCGCAGGAAGAGGAAAUCCAAGUCCCAAGAAUCGCGCGAAGCCAAAGCCCGCUACAAGAAGAACAGUGGGCACGUUUCUCUCUCCUCUCCUAGUCUCAAACCUGCUGCUGACCUCCUUAUUGCGACGGCGACAGACUUGGAGCGGCAGCAGCGGCAGAAUGAUCAAUAUGGCGCGGAUAUGAAACCUGCUCUUUCUGAGAUCAGUAAGAAUCGGGUGCAGCUGUGCACGAAGGAUCUGUACCCGUCCCCAGGGGUGCAUGACUCUUGUCCCGCACCCAUUACUCCCGCGGAGGACUGGUACAGGUCCUGUUUAUCCAUAACGCCCUGUGGUCCAAAGUCCCAGUCGCUGGAGAAGAUCGCCAUUUCCUGUGAGGACACGGCGCAUCCCGUGAACAGCCCCGCGUUUAGUGGUGCGCCGAACUCAGUCGACAGACCGAGCAGACAGAAGGGAAUGAUUCAAGGUAGCGUUACCAAAACCACCGACAGGGCGAAGGGUUUCAGCAUAGACAGUAUUCUGUCGAAAAAGGGUUCCCAGAGCUCGUACAGAUAUAGUGCUGGCAUUCCUACGCGUGGUUUGGAGACGGACAGCUCGGCGUUCAGUGCGUCAAUGAUGCUGGGAGCGCGCGCGCCCCAGCUGUAUCACAUGGGAUUUCCUCUUUGCCCUUACCUGUCUCUCCCGUGUCCGGAGAAAGUGUUGCACUUCCAGUGAGAAUAUUUAAAAAGUGACCACGAACGGUAACACCUUUAACCGACUUUCUGUCUCAGCUGCAGAUGGUAAGAAUGGUUUACUGCACAAUUACUCUGUUUGGCCAAUAGACUGACUGACGUCUAUCAUGUCAAAAAUUUUCACGUCAAAAUUUCCUCUGAGAUUACAGUUAUACUGUGUCAGGUCUCUGCACUGCAGUCCUCGCGUUCUCGUGUCCAGUUCUGCUCACUCCUGUAUUUUCUCUGAAUGUGUGUUUUUGUUUCAUUGUGACUGAGAGCUCAGUUAACAGUCUUCCGCCUAUACAUGCAACACUUUUCUCUACAAUUCAACUCGAGGCAGUCUUGUAUUGCAAUGCAACUGAGUGUUGAAGUGUUCAAAAUAAAAUAUCCCCGCCCAACAGUAAAUAAAUAAAUUCUGACAAAAAUAUUGCGGGUUAAUUUGGGACGAGAACAAAAGGGAACUAAGCGUAUCUGUAAAAUGGUCAAGUCGUUUAAAUGUUGGAAUACACAUUUGUUUACUUAAAUGAAGUAAGCUAUUAGAAAAUGUAUAACGGGUUUACAAUUGGUAACUGUAGUAAAACAAAGUCUCCUGCAUCAUCCUGCCAGUGACACAGUGUCAUCAUCUAAAGGUCAUUAGCCCCAACCCGAGACCCAGCUAUAGGUCCACGCGACCCCUCUUUCCGCCCCAUCACUUAUACUGGGCGCGAGGCCCUUUGGCCCCUUGGCCCCUUCCUCAAAAAAAAAAAAAACCCAUCUCUUAGCAGCACGCAGGACAGGGCAGGCUGCGUGACGCUGACGCGGGGGCUGAAAACCGCUUACUUAAAACAAAACCACAGUCGGGGAGCAGCUGGCGACAAACUGUUGUGUAGCCAUGCGCAAAUCCACCCUUCAGACUGUCUUCUGUUCGGAUAUGCUUUAGUUUAAGUUAUUCUAGUUUCACAUUUUCGUUCCUAUAAAUCUGGUGCCUGUGUUGGAUACGAAAGAGAUGGCUGUAUCCUCAUAGAUAUUCAGAGAUUAGGCUACGGUCAACUUCACGUUUACCUAUUUCAUAAUGUAAAAAAUCUGAAGACACAAUUGUUAUGACGGUUAUUAUUGUGACUGUUUUUGGCAGCCUACACAUUUACUAAGAUAGUGCAGGUGAUGUUUAUGACCCACUAUUGAAUAAAAUCAAGUGUCCAAACAUUUUCUUAAUUAUAUUUGAAGUGCAAAUGAAUGAAAUGUGUGAAUAUUAAUGCAG
Molecule: messenger RNA, 2528 nt
Organism: Anguilla anguilla (European eel)
Lineage: Eukaryota; Metazoa; Chordata; Actinopteri; Anguilliformes; Anguillidae
Gene: foxl1
Product: forkhead box L1
Exons: 1
Coding region: 162-1295 (377 amino acids)
Biological process (GO): cell differentiation; regulation of transcription by RNA polymerase II; anatomical structure morphogenesis
Molecular function (GO): DNA-binding transcription factor activity, RNA polymerase II-specific; RNA polymerase II cis-regulatory region sequence-specific DNA binding
Source: RefSeq, a predicted model, not a curated record